AAUAAAGCGAAAUGGGCGCGCUUCUUUCUCGUUUAUACUAUUAUCGCGAAAAGAAAGUAAUCAUACUAGGUUUGGACAACUCAGGAAAAAGCACGAUUUUGAGCCAGCUCCUAAAAUAUCCCAAGAAAAAGACGAUGCGUGAGCCGUACAUGCCACCCACACUCGGGUUCAACAUGCAGAAAACAACAUUUAAGAACAGGAAAUACUCUUUGUGGGACCUGUCUGGCAAUAGCAACAUUAGAAAGUACUGGAAAUGUUAUUUUACAGGUUGCAACGGUGUUAUAUUCGUUAUUGAUGCGGCAGAUAUCGGGAGGAUAGAUGAGAAUAUCGGUAUACUGAAUGAGCUGGUGAGCGAUGAGGAGCUAAAACAGCUGCCGUUUUUAGUUUUUUUGCACAAAUUUGAUAAGAAACCAAACUUGGAAUUGUGGUGGGAGAAGAUUGGAGAGGUGUUUCAAAAGAGGAAACACAAAAUUUGCAGGAGUACAUAUAAGGAGGAGAGUACAGUAUAUGCUGGCUUUGCCUGGCUGGCAUACGAGAUGAAAUAGAACAGUGAUUGUUUAUAGAAGACACUCGUGUUUCAGUACGCUGUAUUUCGC
Vavraia culicis subsp. floridensis is the source of this 596-nucleotide messenger RNA. Its product is annotated as small GTP-binding protein domain. Gene Ontology annotation, cellular component: Golgi apparatus. The coding region runs from base 12 to 545 and encodes 177 amino acids. The record is from RefSeq and is a predicted model, not a curated record. NCBI's taxonomy places the organism in Eukaryota, Fungi, Microsporidia, Pleistophoridae. Gene Ontology annotation, biological process: protein localization to organelle; intracellular protein transport; Golgi to plasma membrane protein transport. Gene Ontology annotation, molecular function: GTPase activity; GTP binding. The transcript has a single exon.